AGAAUGCGGGAGUUGAAGAUCUUCUACCUUUUCCUUUGGUAGAGAGUUCUCAAAAUCUUCUCUCUAUUCUCAGUUGCAGGUAAAAUGACAUUAAUUCUGCCCGACAGAAAAUCAAAUUUUUUAAAAAUAUGUCAUGAUAAGUCUCCCCAACAGGAAACCAUAAUUCUGCAACAUCAUCAUUAAUUGAAAAAAGUUGUGAUAUUUAUAAAUAUUUCCUUAAUGUCAAACUAUAAAUAGGAACCGCUGUACACAGUAAUAUAUCUGCAAAACAAAUUACUUUUUUAUAAACCUUCAAAAAAUGAGGCAAGACUUCCUAACAAAGUCAUUCGGGUGAGCAAUAUAUCUCCAAUGAUGAAUGGCUUCUUAUCAUCAAGAAAAACAAUAAUUGUUCCACUAGUCUAUUUGUUAAAACUGAUACACAACUUGUUUAUGUUGUUCAAUAAGGAUUUGGUGGUCUUGAAGUUGAUGAGGACAACAUUGAUGGAACUAAGAAAUAUGGUGAUAUUUAUUCAAUAAUCAAUAAUGUUAUUUCUAGUGUGUUUGCAGCCUCUUGUAGUUUGCCAACAUCUCCUGAUGUCAAAAGUACUCAAGUUGAUAGAUCUAUAAGUGUCUCAAAUUCCAAUUUACAUGCUUCUUUGCUUAAACUAAUUCACUAUAAUGUGUUUGUGAUUUUCAACAGGAGCUUGAUGGUAUUAAUGGUGAUACAGAAGACGUAAUUUCUGAUGUUAAUGAAACUAUGAAGUUUGUGAAUGUUGAUUCAACAACUUGUGUUGUUGAGAUAUCUCAUAAUGAACAAGAAAGUACUCAUGUUUCUCCAAUGAAAAGUAAAGUCUCUCCACUAAAAUCUAAAGGCUCUCCAAUGAAAAAACGAACGUACAUUAGGAGGAAAAAGGGCAGCAAAGCAUCCAUUAGUGAUAUUGCUUCCGAGUUAAAUUCCAUACCAUCUUCCAUUGAAGUAGAAGAAAAAGACGCCACUCCUAGAAAAUUAGUUAGACAAAAAUUUCUAGGACUGUUAGCCAAAUCUCCAUAUGUGGUAGAUUUUGAUUCGGGUGCUUCCCAAUUUAUAUUAUUUCAAAAGAAUCCUUUCAUCUGUGACAUUGAAGCAUUUGAUAAUCUUUCAAUCUUGAACACUGAUUUUUGGGUGUUCAUUGAGUGUGGAUUGAAUACGUUGAAAUGGUAGGUUUACUAUCUUUAAGAUUUUCAUUUUUUCAUUUUUGUACUUAUGGUAACACAUAUAUUCUGAUUGUAUUCAUUUUUCAUGUAUUUUAUGUGCCAAAAAUAUAUACAUUAAAGGAAAAUAUUUACUGCCCAAAUGUUUAAUGUUUGGCUUUUGUGCUGUGGAUUCGAAGGAGUGGUUUUAUUCACUUGCAACUUGUGGUCGGCCUUUGAAUGACACGGUAUUAUCAUUUGCUAUCCUAAUUUAUAUUUAUAAUUGUAAGACCCCGUAAAGUUUCCUCUUCGUCAAAGCCUUCGAAGUAAGUUAAAAGAAGCUUAACACUUAGAAUUUUAGCUAAGUGUUCCAACACUUAGUUCAUUUUUGAGCCCUCGAACUUCAAUGAAUUAUUUCACAACCUUCCCGACCUCCGUUUCUUGAUUUUGUUAUUGCGUUGCGAUGGGCAAGGUCGUAAGGU
This is a messenger RNA of Capsicum annuum, 1631 nucleotides long. RefSeq lists its product as uncharacterized. Bases 737 to 1180 code for a protein of 147 amino acids. NCBI's taxonomy places the organism in Eukaryota, Viridiplantae, Streptophyta, Magnoliopsida, Solanales, Solanaceae. The record is from RefSeq and is a predicted model, not a curated record. The transcript is spliced from 2 exons.